Molecule: messenger RNA, 4822 nt
Organism: Dipodomys ordii (Ord's kangaroo rat)
Lineage: Eukaryota; Metazoa; Chordata; Mammalia; Rodentia; Heteromyidae
Gene: Abr
Product: active BCR-related
Exons: 23
Coding region: 105-2987 (960 amino acids)
Biological process (GO): intracellular signal transduction; positive regulation of GTPase activity
Cellular component (GO): membrane
Molecular function (GO): GTPase activator activity; guanyl-nucleotide exchange factor activity
Source: RefSeq, a predicted model, not a curated record
AGGAGAGGUCCUCGGGGACCCGGGCGGGGCGGGGCUCGGAGGACAGCGAGCCGGACGCGUCGGGCGCUGACGAUGGAGGAGACAGCAGUGACCACGACUUCGAGAUGGUGGAUUUGAAUGAGAAAUUUGUCCUCGGUCACUUGCUCGUGGCCCCCUAUCGGUUUGGAACCCGCGAUGAGGCCGAGAAGCCCGCGAGGGCUUCCAGCCCUCAUCGCUGGUUGCAUCUGAUCCCCGGGGGACGGAGGCAGCAGCGCCGGAGAGAUCUGGAGGUGGAGGCCAAGGACAGUCGGGCUUCCCUUCUGGUGGAGGAUGAGGCCCCCAAACGCGGGGCCCGCGAGCACCUCACCCAUUGGGGGCGCAAGAGGUUCCUGCGGGUGCCGGAGCGGGACUCCCCCAGUCACAGCUCUCCGGAGAGAGGCAGCGAUUGCAGCCACAACAGCUCAGACCACGAGGAAGGCUUCUCUGCAGACUUCAGCUACGGAGCCGACGACUACGACGCAGAGGGGCAUGAGGAGCAGAAGGGGCCCCCUGAGGGCUCGGAGACCAUGCCGUACAUCGAUGAGUCACCCACCAUGUCACCCCAGCUCAGCGCUCGCAGCCAAGGCGGUGGGGACAGCAUCUCUCCCACCCCACCCGAGGGGCUGGCACCUGGGGUGGAAGCAGGGAAGGGCCUGGAGAUGAGGAAACUUGUUCUGUCUGGUUUCUUGGCCAGUGAAGAGAUCUACAUCAACCAGUUGGAGGCCUUGUUGCUGCCCAUGAAACCCCUGAAGGCCACAGCCACCACCUCCCAGCCCGUACUCACAAUCCAGCAGAUUGAGACCAUCUUCUACAAGAUCCAGGACAUCUAUGAGAUCCACAAGGAGUUCUACGACAACCUCUGCCCCAAGGUGCAGCAGUGGGACAGCCAGGUCACCAUGGGCCACCUCUUCCAGAAGCUGGCCAGCCAGCUUGGUGUGUACAAAGCAUUUGUGGAUAACUAUAAAGUUGCUCUGGAGACAGCUGAGAAAUGCAGCCAAUCCAACAACCAGUUCCAGAAGAUCUCAGAGGAACUCAAAGUGAAAGGGCCCAAGGACUCCAAGGACAGCCACACAUCAGUCACCAUGGAAGCUCUACUCUACAAGCCAAUUGACCGAGUCACUCGGAGCACGCUGGUCCUACAUGACCUGCUGAAGCACACACCUGUGGACCACCCAGACUACCCACUGCUGCAAGAUGCCCUCCGCAUCUCCCAGAACUUCCUGUCCAGCAUCAAUGAGGAUAUUGACCCCCGUCGGACUGCAGUCACAACCCCCAAGGGGGAGACACGACAGCUGGUGAAGGAUGGCUUCCUGGUGGAAAUGUCAGAAAGCUCUCGGAAGCUGCGGCAUGUCUUCCUUUUCACAGAUGUCCUCCUGUGUGCCAAGCUGAAGAAGACCUCCGCAGGAAAGCACCAGCAAUAUGACUGCAAGUGGUACAUCCCCCUGGCCGACUUAGUGUUUCCGUCCCCUGAGGAGUCUGAGCCUAGCCCUCAGGUGCACCUCUUCCCAGACCAUGAAUUGGAGGACAUGAAAAUGAAGAUCUCUGCUCUCAAGAGUGAAAUCCAGAAGGAGAAAGCCAACAAAGGGCAGAGCCGGGCCAUCGAGCGCCUCAAAAAGAAGAUGUUUGAGAAUGAGUUCUUGCUGCUGCUCAAUUCCCCCACAAUCCCAUUUCGGAUCCAUAAUCGAAAUGGAAAGAGCUACCUGUUCCUACUCUCCUCAGACUAUGAGAGGUCAGAGUGGAGAGAAGCAAUUCAGAAACUACAGAAGAAGGAUCUCCAGGCCUUUGUCCUGAGCUCAGUGGAACUCCAGGUGCUCACGGGAUCCUGUUUCAAGCUUAGGACUGUACACAACAUUCCUGUCACCAGCAAUAAAGAUGAUGAUGAGUCUCCUGGACUAUAUGGCUUCCUUCAUGUCAUCGUCCACUCUGCCAAGGGGUUUAAACAGUCAGCCAAUCUAUACUGUACCCUGGAGGUGGAUUCCUUUGGCUAUUUUGUCAGCAAAGCCAAAACCAGGGUAUUUCGGGACACAACAGAGCCCAAAUGGGAUGAGGAGUUUGAGAUUGAACUGGAGGGCUCUCAGUCCCUGAGGAUCCUGUGCUAUGAGAAGUGCUAUGACAAGACCAAGGUCAAUAAGGACAACAAUGAGAUCGUGGAUAAGAUCAUGGGCAAAGGGCAGAUCCAGUUGGAUCCACAAACUGUAGAAACCAAGAACUGGCACACGGAUGUGAUCGAGAUGAACGGGAUCAAAGUGGAAUUCUCCAUGAAAUUCACCAGCCGGGAUAUGAGCCUGAAGAGGACCCCAUCCAAAAAGCAGACUGGUGUCUUCGGGGUGAAGAUCAGCGUGGUGACGAAGCGCGAGCGCUCCAAGGUGCCCUACAUCGUGCGGCAGUGUGUGGAGGAGGUAGAGAAGCGAGGCAUCGAGGAGGUCGGCAUCUACCGGAUAUCCGGCGUGGCCACGGACAUCCAGGCUCUGAAGGCUGUCUUUGAUGCCAAUAACAAGGACAUCCUGCUGAUGCUGAGCGACAUGGACAUCAAUGCCAUUGCAGGCACCCUCAAGCUCUACUUCCGGGAACUGCCAGAGCCCCUCCUCACAGACCGACUUUAUCCAGCUUUCAUGGAGGGCAUCGCCCUGUCUGACCCUGCUGCCAAGGAGAACUGCAUGAUGCACCUGCUCCGCUCCCUGCCCGAUCCCAACCUCAUCACCUUCCUCUUCCUGCUGGAACACUUGAAAAGGGUUGCCGAGAAGGAGCCCAUCAACAAAAUGUCACUUCACAACCUGGCCACUGUGUUUGGUCCCACGCUGCUGAGACCCUCAGAAGUGGAGAGCAAAGCACAUCUCACAUCGGCUGCAGACAUCUGGUCUCAUGAUGUCAUGGCACAGGUCCAGGUCCUCCUCUACUACCUGCAGCAUCCCCCCAUUUCCUUCGCAGAACUGAAGCGGAAUACACUGUACUUUUCCACAGAUGUGUAGCCGAGGCAGGGCAGCUGUUGGGGUGGCCAGAGCCAGCCCCUGCAGCCCAGGCCCAAUAGACUUGAAAGACUGCAACAGAAACUCCCCAGCCCAGAACUCCAGACUCCAAGGGAAGCUGACUUCCAAGAACUGGAAUUAUGUGCAUCCUUUGUGCCACCUGUACAAAGCCAGCUGACCAGCCCCCAGCCUCAUCGCCACACCCCAGCUCCUGCCCUCUGUGCCUCUAGUUGUGUCUGAUGCUCCGUGCUGUUCAGGAAUUGUUUUAUGUAUAUUUGUCAUGCAGAAAAGGUCGUGACCGACCUGGUGUGGGCAUACGGGCAGCCUGCUCUGUUCUUUCAUUUUCCCUUUCUUUCUUCCCGAGUCCAGUCCAAGGGCUUUUACUUUGCGCUCUGUAACUGCUGCCAGCUUCUCUCUUGGCCCUCCCUGCUCCCAGAUCUCAGCCCCCCCCCCCAGUGUCCUCCAUCUUCUUCUUCCCAGCCUGCCACAUGCAUGUGCGGCCUCGGGUUUCGCUUCAUCACCUAGAAAGUUCUGUGGAAGCCCUGGGUAGCGGUGGCAGCCAUUUGAUGCCACUGCACACUACCCUCAGCCUCUCCCUGCCUUCCACCCAUGGAGGCACACCUGCUUUGCCUUGCUACCUGUGCAAAUGUUGGACAAGGAGACAGACACACUAAGCCUCAGCAGAGCUGGAGAGCUGAUUUCUGGAACUUUCCAUCUGAGAGUCGCCAUUUCUGGGGUUGGUUCUGUCUCCUGCCUACCAGUGAGGCACUUUGACUGUUUCUUCUACUACUGACUUUUCAGUUCCUUUUCCCCUGUGUUCUAUUUCCUUUCAUUGUAAAGGCCCACAAGUGGCCUGCUACCAAGAGAACAGAGGGUUAGGAAAGCAUGUGGGGAUGUGGGUUAUGGGGAUGUGGAGAACCAGGCUGCUAAGGACUAGGACAGCACAGGGGGCCAGUGCUGAGCAGCACCAGCAGCAGGCGGCAAGGGGAAGCUGCUCUGAGAAGGAAGGACUUGGAGAAGCCUUCCUGGAAGGCAACUUCUGUGGCUGAAGCAGGUGUCCAGACUGGAGCAGGCUCCAUCCUGGAGGCUGUCUGGCACCACACAUACCUCGUGGUACUUUUGCCUUAGACUUCACACACUCUCCACAGCCAAGCACUGCCACAGGCAGCCCUCACCACCACGUGUGCUGCGGGCCUGGGAAAGGCAGGCACAACCCAACCACUAGCAGCUACCAGCCGGCAGUGCUGCUCCUGUCUCGCCCCCAUUUCUGUAGGCAGCCUUGAGAGUAAAGGCUGGGGAAUUCCAGAAGCGGGGGGAGGAUGAGGAAUUAGGCAUGCCUCUCAGGACUGGAAGUAGGGGAUUAGCGGGUACCAUCCCAACUUUGACAGCCAUUGCUCAGUACUGGAAAGCAGAUUUAUUCCCAAAGCUCUCAGGCUCUUGUGUGAUGCAGAGCUGAUUCUUGGCCCCCAGGAUUGAGGGGAACAGUUCCCAUUGUGUAUGCUCAGGACAAAGUCUGAAGAAGAGUUUGCUGGCCCCAAAGCUGCGGUGCUUGCUGAGUGAGGUAGGGUCCUUUCUACUGCCUUUGGCAGAACAGUCCACAUACAUAUAGAGGAAAGAAAUGCCAACCACUCAACUGCCCAUUAGCAGUUUAGCAAGGAGCCCUGCUCUCUGGGGCAAGAGGUAAAGAAGAAUGCCAUUUGAGCAUUAAGACCCCAGCAGCUGAUAAUUCCUCCAAUGUCUGCUUAGGGAUGGGUGCUGAUGUGUGGUUAUAGGUUCUUGCUUCCAAAGGAUCAAAGAUAACAGAUUAGAGGCCCAAGGUGAGCUAGUUACAGCCCCAA